AUGGCCAAUCCCACAGGUGAUCUAGAGUCAGGCAAAGAUGUGGAAGAUCUGACAAAAAGCUUGGAGGAACUCCGUGAGAGCUCUAAGGAGCAGAGUGAGGAGGUGCUACUGCUUUCACACCUAGAACAGCAUCAUCAUCUUGUCUCUAUACUGAAGAGGAAAGUGAAUGACACAGACAAAUGCUGCAGAUACCUGGAGCAGCUCAACAUGGAGCUGGAGAAGCUGAGGGGAGAGGAUGCUGUGAAAAUUAAAACCCAGACCCAGGGUAUUCAGUAUUUGGUGGGGUGCUUCAUGGAUCUGGUCAAAAACCAUGAAAAGAUGAUCCAUUUCAAAAAUGAACACAAAAAAAAGCACAUGCAGCUGUGGGAGGAGAACAAGUGCCUGUGGCAGGACAGGGAAGCACUCUUCAGCCAGGCUGUGAGGGAGAAGGAAGCUGAAGUGCUCCAGCUGGCAGCCCAGGCCAGGAAGCUCUCACAGCAGUUAUGCUCCUUGCAGGAGAAAUAUGCUUCUGAGAGGCACAGAGCCCAGGAGCGAGAGAAGGAGCUGCUGGAAGCUCAGAGCCAACAAGCAGAUGCCUAUGCCCAGGAAGUGGAUUCACUGAAGAAGCAGCUGCAACUCCUAUAGGAGAAGCACCAACAAGCUGCAGCAAGGGCUGAGCAGGCAGAGAGUCAGCAGAGGGCUCAGGGCAGUGAGCUUCAGGCCAAGCUGGAAAGGGCACAUGAAGAGAAAGAGCAGCUACUGAACCUGGCCAUGGAGAGCAGCAAAGCUCUGCAAGAUAAGGAGCGGGAGAUUGAGAAGCUGGAGGAGAAGCUAGAGACUGUGGAGGAAGGCAUGCAGGGAGCAGGAAGGUGCCUCAAGAAGGAGGCAGCAGCAGUAGACAAAGAGCUGAAGGUUCAAGAGCUCCAAGGACAGCUAGAACACAGCAAACUGGCGUACAGUGAACUCCUGCUGCAGUUCAAUGCUUACAGAAAGCACAGUAUGGAUUUACCUAAAGAGAGAGCUCUGAAUGUCAAACUCCGUCACUUUGUUGCAUAA
This is a messenger RNA of Pyrgilauda ruficollis (rufous-necked snowfinch), 1035 nucleotides long. RefSeq names its product coiled-coil domain containing 89 (gene CCDC89). Lineage: Eukaryota; Metazoa; Chordata; Aves; Passeriformes; Passeridae. The record is from RefSeq and is a predicted model, not a curated record.